AUGGAUCGCCAUGGACUGGAUAAUCACGAUGAUCCCCCUCCGCCUUACGAAAGUCUCAGUGACCCGCGACCGCCUCCUCCCGACGGGAACCCUGCCUUUGCGUCAGGGCGGCCAAACGGGCUGGACGCAUGGGACUUCAACAACCACCAAGGCUCACCUGCGGCUGGACGGCGGCGGCAAACAAGCGACACGUUCUUUGGCACAUUCGAUCUCCGCGACAUGGACGAGUACGUGGAGGACCCAUUUGCGCCUCCGUCAGAGCCUGGCAGGCCAACUGUCGUGAAAGGUCGCUCGGACCUGAAGUGGUUUUACUGCCACUACAAGGUGUUUCCGGCGUACUGGCGAUGCCCGCGAUGCCCGCCGAACGACUGCUUCCACAGAUGGGACAUGGGGGCGAUGCUUGACGUCCAACGACACGACUUGCCGACCUGUCCUCGUCCAGGCUGUUUGGCAAAAGCCACCGACGAGUCGUUUUUGGUCAAUGCGCAGAAGGAGGACAUCACGACGGUGUCGGGUGCGAAUCUCAUGGAAAGCCGCGCGCAGGAUUCGUUCAUGUGGUGCUGCCGGUGCUGGAGUCUACGGGGCUACAUGGCCAACGACCAGAACGGCUGCGCUCACUGCGCCGACUGCACGCAGAGCGAAUGCCGGGACUGUGUCCGAUGCAACAAGUUCCUUGAGCCGACCAGACUCUGCACCGGGGACCUCGUGUACAAGGGGGUCAUGGACCUCCACGCACGCGCGGUUGCCAUCAUGGAGGGGCGCAGCCCAGACUCCAUUGCAGAGUUCCGUUCUCGUGUGCUCGAUGAGAUGCCCGAUCAUCUCCACGAUGGCACCGACUUUGAGAGGGCGUGCCGGGCGCUUACGUUGUCCGUGCGCGUGAACAGAGACGGCCCCCUGAAGAAGCAGCAUUGGCUCGCCCACCGCUCACUCCGCCGCCCACCACCCGGGAACCUCUUCUCCGGGAGCCUCUUCCUAGAGAGCCUCUUUUCAGACAACCUCUUCUCAGAGAACCUAUCAACCCAGAGCUUCUUCUGCGGCCAGCGCGGAGACCUCUCCCUCUUUCCCCUGAAGCUUUCCGACCCCUGCAAUUUGAGCCGUACUUACACCGUCGAGUAUCAACUUCAGACCUAUACCCUACGUAUCUUCACCACCACCACCACCGCCGCCGCUGCCGCAGUCCUUCGCUCUCCUCGACAGAAAGCCUAA
Messenger RNA from Chaetomium strumarium, 1206 nucleotides. RefSeq lists its product as uncharacterized. Bases 1 to 1206 code for a protein of 401 amino acids. NCBI's taxonomy places the organism in Eukaryota, Fungi, Ascomycota, Sordariomycetes, Sordariales, Chaetomiaceae. The transcript is spliced from 2 exons. The record is from RefSeq and is a predicted model, not a curated record.